This is a messenger RNA of Sporisorium graminicola, 879 nucleotides long. RefSeq lists its product as uncharacterized. The transcript is spliced from 2 exons. Gene Ontology annotation, molecular function: monoatomic ion channel activity. Gene Ontology annotation, biological process: monoatomic ion transport. The record is from RefSeq and is a predicted model, not a curated record. Lineage: Eukaryota; Fungi; Basidiomycota; Ustilaginomycetes; Ustilaginales; Ustilaginaceae. Bases 1 to 879 code for a protein of 292 amino acids. Gene Ontology annotation, cellular component: endoplasmic reticulum; plasma membrane.
AUGAACUCGUUCUACUACGACAGCGUCGUCGACGCCUUCAAGAAGCCCGAGGUUGGCAUCCCUCCCAUCCCGCCUCACCUCGAACACCCCAUCGUCUCGACUCAAUGGGGCCACACCUACCUCUGGAUCGUCUUCUUCAUCAUGGCCGGCUUCUCGGUUCUCUUCUUUAUCUCGUCCCAGCGCGCUUCCUACCGAUACCGUCUCAUGCACACCACCACCUUCUUUAUCACCGCCAUUGCCGCCAUCUCGUACUUUGCCAUGGCUACUGGUGUCGGCAAGACCUUGACCACCAUUGGUGAAGGCCACGGUGCUCCUCGCGAGUUCUACUUUGCUCGAUACAUCGACUGGGCCCUCACCACGCCUCUGCUUCUCUUCGACCUUACCCUGCUCGCCGGCCUCCCCGUGGCCGAGACCAUCGUGCUCGUGCUUGCCGACGAAAUCAUGAUUGUCACGGGUGUCGUCGCCGGCGUCCACCCGACCAAGACGGGCAAAUGGGGCUUCUUCACCAUCUCGUGCGUCGCCUUUGCCUGGGUGCUGCUGCAGCUCGUCACCUCGGGUCGCUCCACCGCCUUCCUGCGCAGCCCCAAGGUCGGCGGUCUGUACAACCAGAUCUCGCUCGCGCUCGUCGUGGUCUGGACGCUCUACCCCGUCGCCUUUGCGCUCUGCGAGGGCACGGGCAAGCUCAGCCCGGACAAGGAGAUCCUGUUCUUUGCGGUUCUCGAUGUGGUUGCCAAGCCGCUGUGGGGCGCUUGGCUGCUUAUUGCUACGCCGGAUGAGGGUCAUGUGCUGGUGCCCGAGUCGCUGUGUGCUCCCGCUGGAUCGCCGGCCAGCGGUGGCUAUGGCGCCAUCUCGCAGGAGCCUCGUGCUGAGGACGCCUGA